AUGCGAGGUGAAUGGAAUGGGUUACAAGCUUUGAUUUUGAAUGAUUGCUCAUAUGCUUACUAUGUUCAUUGUUUAGCACAUCGAUUACAAUUGGCAUUAGUUGCAUCAUCAAGAGAAGUUAUUCAUGUUCACCACUUUUUCACUAAAUUGACUUCUAUUGUCAAUAUUGUUGGUGCUUCAUGUAAGCGUAAUGAUGAACUGAAAAAUGCUCAAGCUGCUGAAAUUGAGCACAUGAUUGCAAUUGAUGAGCUCGAGACUAGGAAAGGAAUGAACCAAAUUGGCACCUUACAACGUGCUGGUGAUACUCGUUGGGGUUCUCAUUUGAAAUCAAUUACAAGCUUGGUAAAUAUGUUUAGUGCAAUAUGCAUAGUUCUAAUUAAUAUAAUUGAUAACGGAACUACUUAUUCUCAACGAGGAGAUGCUGAUGCAGCUUAUGAGGCAAUGACUUCAUAUGAAUUUGUCUUUAUCUUACAUCUUAUGAAAGAACUUAUGGAGAUCACUAAUGAUCUUUGUCAAGCUUUGCAAUGUCAAUCCCAAGACAUCAUAAAUGCCAUGAAUCUUGUUUCUUCCACUAAAGCACUCAUCCAAGAAUUAAGAGAUGAUGGAUGGGAUUCUUUACUGACCAAGGUGAAUUCUUUUUGUGAAGCACGUAACAUAGAUAUCGUAGAUAUGAAUGCUCGUUAUGUUGCAAGACGAGAUUCUCAACUUCAAGAAUUAAAUAGCAGAUUUAGUGAUCAAACAACAGAGCUGCUUAUUCUGGGGUCGGCUUUGGAUCCUCGUGAAGUGAAUAAAUCUUUUAGAAUUGAUGAUAUUUGUCAAUUGGUAGAUAAGUUCUAUCCGCAAGACUUUGAAGAUCAUGAGAAGAUAGGUUUGAGAAGACAACUUCAACAUUUUGAGAGUGACGUCGUUAGACUUCCAGAGUUGAAAAACUUGUCAACAAUUUCUGAUCUAUCUCAAUGGAUGGUAACGACUAGAAGAUCAACUACAUAUCCACUUGUUUAUAGAGUGGUUGUGCUUGUGCUUAGUCUUCCUGUUUCUACAGCAACUGCAGAGCGAUCAUUUUCUGCUAUGCGUAUAGUAAAAACUAGGCUUCGUAACAAGAUGGAAGACGAAUUUCUCACAGACUCUUUGAUUAUGUACAUCGAAAGGGAAAUUGCAGAAAAGUUUAGCAUUGACUCAAUCAUAGAUAGUUUUCAAGAUAUGAAAGAAUGA
Prunus avium (sweet cherry) is the source of this 1212-nucleotide messenger RNA. Lineage: Eukaryota; Viridiplantae; Streptophyta; Magnoliopsida; Rosales; Rosaceae. The record is from RefSeq and is a predicted model, not a curated record.